GAGGUCCUCAUUUUCAAAACAAACAAAAUGGCGACGCACAUGAGAUGGGGUCUUCAGUGGUUGUUACGGGCAAGAAAUACGACUCACUUUAGGUUUCCUGUCAGGGCCAGAUGCUCAUACCACUCACAGUGCUCGACCCAGAUCUUCAGAAAAGUUCCGCCUCUGCCCGGGACCGGAACCACACACUUCUCAGUGAGACACCUUUCCAUCCAGACUCAAGACACUCCAAAUCCCAGUAGCUUGAAGUUUCUCCCUGGCAAACCUGUCUUAGGAAGUGGGACGCUUGACUUUCCCACUCCGAGCUCCGCUGAAUGUUCAUCCUUAGCCAGGGACCUGUUUGAAAUUGAAGGAGUAAAAAGUGUGUUCUUUGGCCCGGACUUCAUCACAGUCACUAAAACUGAUGAGGAUGUGGAAUGGACAGACAUUAAGCGUCAUGCCGUGGAGGCCAUUGCUAAAUUCUUUGAGAGUGGUGAGCCGAUAACAACAGGUGCAGUGCACCAUGAAAGCAGUCAUUCUGAAGAUGAUGAUGAUAUUGUAUCUAUGAUAAAGGAGCUUCUUGACACCAGAAUCAGACCAACAGUGCAGGAGGAUGGAGGCGAUGUGAUAUAUAAGGGGUUUGAUGAUGGCACAGUCAAGCUGAAGCUGGUUGGUUCCUGCACAGGGUGUCCCAGCUCUACAGUUACCCUGAAGAACGGCAUCCAGAACAUGCUGCAGUUUUAUAUUCCAGAAGUAGACAAUGUGGAACAGGUGGAAGAUGAAGUGGAUGAAAUCAACGCAAAGGUUUUCUCUGAGCUGGAACGCAAAUUACAAGACUGAAAACAUUCUUGACUAACAAACUCAUGGAUUUUGUUGGAGGAGAAAUAUAUUCCACUGUGUGAAAACACAGACGUGCGUAAUUUCCACUAAUUACCAUUCUGCAAAUAUGAGAAUGAAAAGAGAAAAGUAUUACCUGCUAUUUUGUGUGCACACUGUAUGCCCCUGUUAACAAGCAAAGCAGAUACAAAAAUAUAUCUGUAUACAGAAAAUACUGUCGUUCUUCUAGCCAGUCAAAAUGUUAUACUGUGAUGGCUAUAAAUGUUGUGAUGUAUUUAUUACUUAUAAAUAUUUUAUAUUUUAAAAGAAUAUUUUCAUAGAUUGGAGAAUUUUUUUGACAAUGGUUAUGGUCAUGCAGAAUGAAGAUGAAUUGUUGCCACCAUUUACUGUUUUUGCUUGUUAAUCUAUCAUUCAUAAAUAAAACAUGUUAUUUAGGCUGUAAUUAUUCAUUAAGUGGAAGUAAAUUUGUUGUGUAACUACCUACAAGAUAUGUAUGCUAUAUAUGUGCUGUGCAAUCCACUCUUUAAAAUAACUGUAUCACUGCUGCAAACAAAGCUCACAGUCUGAAAGUAAA
This is a messenger RNA of Plectropomus leopardus (leopard coralgrouper), 1387 nucleotides long. RefSeq names its product NFU1 iron-sulfur cluster scaffold homolog, mitochondrial. Gene Ontology annotation, cellular component: mitochondrion. Lineage: Eukaryota; Metazoa; Chordata; Actinopteri; Perciformes; Serranidae. Gene Ontology annotation, molecular function: iron-sulfur cluster binding; iron ion binding. Gene Ontology annotation, biological process: iron-sulfur cluster assembly. The record is from RefSeq and is a predicted model, not a curated record.